Molecule: messenger RNA, 894 nt
Organism: Emiliania huxleyi CCMP1516
Lineage: Eukaryota; Haptophyta; Isochrysidales; Noelaerhabdaceae
Exons: 2
Coding region: 1-894 (297 amino acids)
Molecular function (GO): protein binding
Source: RefSeq, a predicted model, not a curated record
AUGCUACACUGGCGAGCCGAUCACCAAGCGCUGGGACUGACGGCGGUGGAGGAGGCGCGGCAGGGGCACUGGUACGAGGUGGCGCGAAAGUGCCGCGAGGGCGACCCCAACGAGGCGGACGUGCGAGGCGUUUCGGUGCUGCACUUCGCCGCAAAGGCCGGGCGGCGGCAGCUGGUCGACAUCUUGCUCGGGCUGGGUGCAACGCCUGGCGCGGCGGACAGGGUGCACGGGCGCACUCCGCUGCACCUCGCCGCUGCUGCGGGCCACAUGUCGACGAUGCAGGCGCUGCUGGACGCGGGCGCAGACGCUGCGGCGGCCGACGCCGCGGGCGCGACGCCGCUGCACCUGGCCGCUCAGGCGGGCGAGCGGGGCGCGGUGAAGCUGCUGCUCGGGCGGUGCGACCCAAACGUGCGAGACUUGUACGGCGUGACGCCGCUGCACAAGGCGGUCGCCUUCGGGCAGGCGACGAGCGUGGCGGCGCUGCUCGACGACCCGCGCACCGAGGUGGACUGGCCGGUCGGCGAGCCGAGGGCGCCGGCCGAGCACGGUGCCCUCUCCGGCGGCGAGACGCCGCUGCUGCUCGCCGCCUCGCACACGUACCACUUCCACCACACGAAGCACACGCGCAUCGCGAGCCUGCUGCUUGCUGCGGGCGCAGACCCGAACCUGGUCGUCGCCGAGGCGGGCGGUCAGACCGCGGCGCACCGCGCUGCGCAGGCGGGGAACGCGGGGGUGGUGGCGAGCCUCCUCCGGUGCGGCCGUGCGCGGUGGGAGCUGCGCGACGACCGAGGCCGCACUCCGCGCGAGCUCGCCGAGGAGCACGGCAGGACAGAGGUGACGAGGCUACUGGAUGCCGCGGGGGUGACACGGACAGGCAAAAAUAACGAUACAUAA